This is a messenger RNA of Mycena citricolor, 1973 nucleotides long. The record is from the annotation of a GenBank genome assembly. NCBI's taxonomy places the organism in Eukaryota, Fungi, Basidiomycota, Agaricomycetes, Agaricales, Mycenaceae.
GCAGCUCCCCGGUCAGACCAUGCCGUAGGCACCGUAGGCAGAUUCCAGUGAUCCCUCCCUUUCUCCUCUGUGCACGCCCAUCGUCACGACAGCGACCGUGCAGGACCCAAAACGCGCAUUCUUCCUGCGCUUCUCCUUCAUCUGGUCCACAUGGCCCCUGGCAAGCCCCUGCACAUCGGUCUACCCCCACGGAUACUGCGAGUCGUUUUCGGCGGGGCGUUCCUCCUGCUCUGUUUCUAUGUGCUUGUCUUGCGUGGCUGGGAGUGGGACGACCCUUCGGCGCUUCCGAUCCCCGUUAUUGACGACAAGAGCGUGCAGCUGGGUCACCCCUCGUUCAUGGAUGCAUGGAUGUACGAGCGCGCACUGCCGCAGCACGCUAAGACGCCUGUGUCUGCCAAGUGGCGGGGGCAAAACGGGGUCGAUGGAAACGACGGACGGAGGUAUCUCUUGAUCAGAGAUGCAUCAUGGGGGUCCGGCUGGAACAACAUCUUCCAGGAGCAGCUGCUGAACGACUAUCUGUCGUACAUCAGCGACCGCUCGUACGUCUUCCCGUCGUUCAUGCCAGUCGACCACCCGCCGUACCCCAACAAGCUGCCAGACGGCUCCGAGCACCAGGUGCACAUCCCGAUGAACGCGCUUGUUUCUGGGCCUACCGCUGGCGGCCCACUACGCAGGGACGAGAGCGAUCCGAUCGGGCGUCGUGCGGUGUCGGUGGAGUACUGGCACAUUGCGUGCCCACCGGAGCGGGUGCACCACAUCAAGCUUUACGACAUGCAGAAGGAGCUAGGGAUUGAUGAUGACUCCCAGGGCGAUGACAGGAUGCUGAAGUGGUCGCGGAUGUUGAAGGCGCUUGAUGCGCCCUGUGUCAGUAUCGACGACGGAGCGGUCUUCAAUUGGAUGUUCAUUGGGGGCGACAAGGUGAUGAGCAUCUGGCCCUCGUACAGUCUGUCGCCAACGAUGCGCAACUUCGCUUGGUCGCCCAUGGUCGUGCACGCACUAUACCGCCACUACCACCUCUUCUCGCGCUCGCCCGCACCGACGCUCGUCCUGCCAUCCGGUCGCCAGCCGUACCGAAUGCAGUCGUUCAAGCGAUUGUACACCGCCGAACACACGAUCCCCGGCCUCCUCGCCAUACACGUGCGACGCGGGGACUAUGAGAACCACUGCAGCUUCCUCGCUGAUGUCGGCGCAGACUACAACGCGUGGGACGGAUUCGGGACUCCCGGGCUCAAGCUGCCCCCUGUGCGAUCCGAGCUGAUUGGACCGGGACCCUACAACUACCAGGACCCAAAGCUACCUGACUACCUGAGCACCCCGGAGGGUAUGUCCCGACGAGACGCAGCUCACGCACAUUGCUGGCCGUCACAGCACGCGAUUGUCAAGCGUGCCCGGCAAGUCCGGGCUGGCACCAGCACGCCCGGAAACAUGAAAAGCCUAUUCAUUGCCACGAAUGGGGACAAGGCCUGGGUCGCUGAGCUGGCUGAGCUUCUCAAGGCGGAUGGGUGGUCACACGUGACGAGUUCUCACGAUAUUGAUUUGACGAAGGAGGAGAUCGCCAUCUCGCAUGCGGUGGAUAUGGCAGUGAUGACUGCUGCCCAGGAGUUUAUCGGUGUUGGGUUCUCCUCGAUGACGAGUAAUGUUGUGCAGAUAAGACUGGGUGCUGGAAGAGAGGCAAACACGUGCCACUUUUGGUGACCUAAACCUGUCAUGAUAUCCGCCUGUUUGUUCUCCCUCGAACGUCGAGAAGAUUUAGUGGGAUGCAAAUUAGGAUCACGCUCUGUUGGGAUCACAGAGUGAAAUCUGUCUAAAGCACAUGCACCUGGUCGAUUUGAACUGUAUGAAUCGCCACCGUCUGUUCUUUCUCACACUGCACCCGAUUCGACAAGUUGCGAAGUUACAAGUCUCUUGUCUGAUGCUCUAGAAUACACGAACUAAAUAAGUUAUCCGAAAAGAAUAUACGAUGAAAACGAAGA